Messenger RNA from Puntigrus tetrazona (Sumatra barb), 3469 nucleotides. It is a transcript of the gene ppp2r2d, whose product is annotated as protein phosphatase 2, regulatory subunit B, delta. The coding region runs from base 228 to 1574 and encodes 448 amino acids. Lineage: Eukaryota; Metazoa; Chordata; Actinopteri; Cypriniformes; Cyprinidae. The transcript is spliced from 10 exons. Gene Ontology annotation, biological process: peptidyl-serine dephosphorylation. The record is from RefSeq and is a predicted model, not a curated record. Gene Ontology annotation, molecular function: protein phosphatase regulator activity; protein binding. Gene Ontology annotation, cellular component: cytosol; protein phosphatase type 2A complex.
UGCGCAAACCCCAGCGCAUCGAGGACGCGCCGGGCGCACGGCGCGCUUGGUUAAAUGACGUCACUGUGUCAUGUCGACGGGCAGCGUGCGCCAUCUUGAAGCGAAACCAAAUCACGGGCAGAUCCCGCUCGCCUCCGCUCGCUCUCAUUCCGCGCUCGUUCGCACCGUCCGCCCGGCUGAGCUCCAGGAUAAGCCGCGCUGAAGGCUUCGAGUCACAGGCACAGGCGAUGAUGGCAGGGGUUGGUGGAGGCAAUGAUUUCCAGUGGUGCUUCUCCCAGGUCAAAGGAGCCAUAGAUGAAGAUGUUGCAGAAGCGGACAUUAUCUCAACUGUUGAAUUUAACUAUUCGGGAGAGUUACUAGCCACAGGAGACAAAGGGGGAAGAGUCGUCAUAUUUCAGCGAGAACAGGAGAGUAAAAACCGCCCGCUCUCGAGAGGGGAAUACAACGUGUACAGCACCUUUCAGAGUCACGAGCCCGAGUUCGAUUACUUGAAAAGUUUAGAAAUCGAGGAAAAGAUCAAUAAAAUCAGAUGGCUCCCGCAACAGAACGCUGCACACUUUCUCCUUUCUGCAAAUGAUAAAACCAUCAAACUAUGGAAGAUCAGCGAAAGGGACAAACGAGCGGAAGGAUACAACCUUAAAGAUGAAGACGGUAGACUGCGAGAUCCCUUUCGAAUCACAACGCUACGGGUUCCUGUGCUUAUGCCGAUGGACUUGAUGGUGGAAGCAAGCCCACGCAGAAUAUUUGCAAACGCACAUACAUAUCACAUCAAUUCCAUUUCAGUAAAUAGUGAUUAUGAAACAUACCUUUCUGCAGACGACCUCAGAAUAAACCUCUGGCAUUUAGAAAUCACAGAUAGAAGUUUUAACAUUGUAGAUAUAAAACCAGCCAAUAUGGAGGAGCUGACGGAGGUGAUAACGGCGGCCGAGUGUCACCCACACCAGUGUAAUGUCUUUGUAUACAGCAGUAGUAAAGGAACCAUCCGCCUGUGUGACAUGAGGGCCGCCGCGCUCUGCGAUAGACAUAGCAAAUUUUUUGAGGAGCCAGAAGAUCCCAGCAGCCGGUCGUUCUUCUCAGAAAUCAUCUCCUCCAUAUCUGAUGUCAAGUUCAGCCACAGCGGUCGAUACAUGAUGACCCGCGAUUACCUCUCCGUUAAGGUUUGGGACCUGAAUAUGGAAAACCGGCCCGUAGAGACCUACCAGGUACAUGAGUACCUACGUAGCAAGUUGUGCUCGCUCUACGAGAACGACUGCAUUUUCGACAAGUUUGAGUGCUGUUGGAACGGUUCAGACAGUGCCAUUAUGACGGGUUCCUACAACAAUUUCUUUAGGAUGUUCGACAGGAACACGCGCAGGGACAUCACACUGGAGGCUUCGAGGGAGAACAGUAAACCCCGUGCCAUGCUCAAACCCCGCAAGGUGUGCACCGGCGGCAAACGGAAGAAAGACGAAAUCAGCGUGGACAGCCUGGACUUCAACAAGAAGAUCCUACACACCGCCUGGCACCCGAAAGAGAACGUCAUAGCUGUGGCCGCCACCAACAACCUGUAUAUAUUCCAGGACAAAAUUAAUUAGAAAAAAAAAGAGAGAGAGAGAGAGUGUGAUUUAAAAACCAAGAAGAAACAAAAAUCAAGAAAAAUAACCCCUCCUCCCCUCCCCUCCCCUAACCCCCACACCCCUCGCAGGUCGGAGGACGCUCCAAAAAUCUCGUACUUUGCAAUGAUAAGCCUAGUCGUUAAAUCUGUAAGAGAAAUAUGGCCCUGUUGUCGACCUGACAAAGCAAAGCACUUGUAUUCACGUUAACCAGGAAGCUGAGAGACAGACUGUAUAUUUGGGGGGGGAGGGAGGGGGGAUCCUCUUUGGGAGGGCUUCAAUUAUUCACGACGACCCCAAACAAAAAUAAAAAAAGAAACGAGGAAAGGCCGAUAUCGACCAACCCUCCAGCAACGGAACCCGCACCAAUCAGCAUUAAGAGGCUAGAUCCACUUCGCAAAAGUCGUACAUGUAUUCGUCUCUCGACUGAGCCUUACGUUUUUAUGAUUUGACGACCAAAAGUACGGAAACGCACCAGGAUGAGUAACGUCUUGCUGUCAAUCGUAUGUACUCGCCGUUCGAAAAUUCAGGCCUUCAUGAGCAUUUGUUUAAUGCCUGUUAACAUUCCUUCCCCCGGCCGACUCUCAAGGCCUUCAUGUCCUACCUUUUUAAGCACUUAAAACAGGUCUUCGUUUCGGUCAGUGGACAGUUUUGUUUCCCCUCCCCCUCCCCCCCUCCGUUUUUAUUUUCGUUCUGUUUUUAUUUUAUACUUUUUCUUGUUUUCUCAUGCAUAAUAAUAUCUACUCACUGACUGUAUCUAUAUAUUGCACCAUCUGGUGUCAAACCACUUAAUAAAAGUAACAUAACUACAAAGAGAAAGCGUUUUUUACAUUAUGAGCAGGUAUGUAUGAAUUUUUACGUUCUAUAUUUGCAUGUAAUCUGCAUAUGUAGAUCUGGAGCGCCAGUGGUUAAAAUGUGAAAUCAUCCUGCUGAACCCAAAGCUGCAGCAUUAUUUGGGAAUUCCAUAAAAAAAGCGAUUUGGCGAUUGGAAGGACUUCCGGCGAAAACAAAAUGGCCCCAUUUUCGGUUUCUGCUUUGUCAGAAAAAUUCCCUCAUAAUGUUCCAGUUGGGAAGCAAAUCUCCGUAUUGUACUACUUGAAUUUGCAGUUGCACUGUUUGAUUGAGGACACUGGCCAUGAUAAGCAUCAGUAUUGCCGUCUGUUUCGCUUUAGUUUUCAUUUUGAUAUUUACGGUUUUUCUUUUUUACUUCGCAAAGGGAUUCUACCGCCUUAAAUCUGUCUGUACGUCCUAUAAUAUUCCUCCUUUAACCUUGAGGACUAGAUGAUCUCUACAACCCGUCACCCAUACGACGCCCGGCUACCUUCGACAUGCAUUAUUUUUUUUUAUUUUAGCACUCCAUAUGUCCGUUCACGUGCUGCUACGGUUUGUGCGGCUUAGUAUUUGGACACUAAUAUAUACGAGAUAUCGUAUAUAUCACGGAACACUCAAAUCAAAACCGACGUGUUCAGUGCCUCUUGAGACAAAACUGGCUUUCCUCCAGUCAAUCAAAGUUGACUGAUCCCAUCCUGAUGCCGAGAUAGAAACAUGCGUCGCGCGGGAAGUCGUUUUUAAUGGAUAUCUCGCACCAGGUUGCGGUUUAAAGAAACCGGUGACGACAAAGUUUGCGCGCUGCUGAAUUUUGACACGCGGCUGCAAAACUGAUGUCAAAAUGACGAGCGUAACUUAACGGUUGACAAGUACAAAGUUGUUGUUCUAGCUGAUUGUGACGCUCUUUGAAUCUGGGAACGGACAGGUCGGAUACGUACUCGCAGACCUUUUUGUUCCUUGUUGAUGAUGAUGCUAACAUUGUGAAAGUGUACACUUGUUUGAUUAUUUUUGACCAAAGUUAAAUAAAAUUUUAAUUGUGUUUAUCUGAA